AUGGUUGCGCCCCAGCCUCCGAGCUCACUAACUUCCCUGAUCCACCAUGCCGCCUCACACGCUGAAUCACCCAUCUCAGCAGAAGCGCUCUCCACCAAGCAAGUCGCAUCCUACAUUCGCUCGCUUUCCAACUUCAGCCUCUCUGAUCUUCGCAAUCAACCUCAGCAACUUGGCACCAAAUCAGAGGCACUCCAUCAGCAGCUCUCCGAGCUCUGCAUCUCCCAAACAGACGCCUUUAUCGACAUCCAUCAGGCCGAGCAGCAAUUCGCUCCUUCGCUCGAUACCUUUGCUACACACCUGGCCGACUUAAUCAACAAUACCCUACCAGACCUGCACAAAGCCGUCGAUGCCUUCGCCGAUGCCAGCAAACCUGUACUUGAUCAACGUCAACGGGUUCAGAAUGUCGCAGAUCAGUACGAGCGAGGUCAUCUGUCCGACUUACUCGAGAUUCCUCCUCUAGUGCACACUUGUGUACAGGCAGCACACUACUCAGAAGCGAUACAGCUCACAGAACAUCUUACAGCUCUACUCAAGCCAACGUCAGUCGCCACUUCGAAGACCAAAGCGGAUCCUGCAUAUGCGCAGGCUGGCCAGAGAAGCAUCUAUCUCUCCCUUCUCCUCGAAACACUCUCCCAUCUAGCCAAUAUGAAAGCGGACCUCAUUGCAAGCUUUUCAAGGACCGGAUUGAAGCUUCCAGCAGCUCGCAAGUCCAUCACUGUCCUUCGCAAACUCAAUCAUAUCUGCUCUCUCCUUUCUCAGAUUCCAGACUGCAACACACUUGUCCAGUCAUCACCCCAAUCGAGCGCACUCAUUCCUGAGCUCGGUCUGACAGAAAACCAACUCUGCCUAGCUUUUCUCAAGGCUAGAAUACGAUCCUUCCACUCCGCGCUUGAUGCUAUCGGCUCACCAUCUUCCUUCUCCAGCGAAACCUACCUCCGGAGGUAUAUCGAUCUAUGGCCCGAGGAAAUGGCAGAUUCACUCAGCAUGGUCUUCUCUCUCUUCAUCGACGAUGCUCCUUCCUCCCAGACUCAACCCGAAAGUAGCAAGUCAGAGAUGGUAACACCAUCAUUCCUGAUCUCUUCCUUCGCACACUCCGGUUUCGAGCGUCUACGCGAUACAGUCUCACUCCAGCUCGUCUCUGCAACCAACCGCGUUCGCUCCUCUUCCGAUUCCGGAUCUUUAGAAACGUUGGCUGAGCUGUAUAACAACGUUCAUACCCAACUUUCCUAUGCUUCCGCCUCACUCAGUCGAUUCGGAUUCGAUUUUGGUAAACUUCUCCUCGCUCCUUCUCUACUGUCCACCCAGAGUCCAACAACGGCUUCGCUAAGUACGAUAGAAUCGACUUGGUUAGAAGCUCUCUCUUACUCCCUAGACCAAUCUUUUGCUUGGUUGAACGAUCAACUUGACCAUCACCUCGCCGCUGCCGAUGGGUCAUUGCCUUCCCGAUGGCUUCUCUCCCCUCAACUCCCCGAGUCGGCGAUAAAGGAUCUUUACACCCCGUCAUCCCAUGCGGGUGAUGAAGGCGGUUACGUAGAUUUAUCGAGACCAAACAUUGAACUUGUUGAUUAUCCCCUACUGGCCAAGUUGCUCAAUCGGCUACUGGAAUGGAUCAAUGCCAUUCAAGUAUUCGCACCCACCUCUUUGGGUGUGGUGCUGCUCGAAAAGCUCGAUCGACAUUUUGCAAAGAUUUCAGAACGACUGUUGGAAGGAGUACCUGCAACAAUCACCAAACUUCAACACAACACGCCAUACGCUGAUCGGCUGCUAGCCGACCAACACACACGAACGAUCCUCGAACACGUCGAAGAUCCAGACUCAAGAAAUGCGUUACAAACCGAGCUGGCGAGGAAUAGGGAGAGUGUUAUCCUCUGCAAAGUUUUAAGGAUGUGGCACCAGUCAGUUGCAUCAUGGACGCUACGAGUUGUCCAAACGCAAGUGUUUGAUCUGAAGGAUGGAGAAGCAGGGAAGAGUAGUGCAGAGGUGCGGGGUAAGGCUGAGCACUGGAUACAGGAGACGGCAGCACGGGUCAGGGAGGAGGAGAAGAGGAGAAUGGGCGAAGCAAAGGAGAGGAAGAGGGUUGUUGAGGAGGCGACUGCGAUGGCUGAGGUACGAGCAAGGCAGAGGGAAGAAGAGAGGAAGAGGGUCGAGGAGGAGGCGAGGAGGAAAGCCGAGGCUGAAGCGAAAGCAAAGGCGGAAGCCGAGGCCAAAGCCAAGGCAGAGGAGGAAGCUCGAAAACAGGCGGAAGCAGAAUCCAAAGCGAAGAUUGAAGAAGAAGCGAGGAUCAAGGCACAGGAGGAGCGCAAAAAGGCUGAGGAAGAGAAGGAAGCCAGAAAGAAAGCGGAAGCUGAGAAGGCCAAAGUCGAAACUCAAGCUCAAGCGAAGGCUGAAGCUGAAGCAGCACGUGUCAAAGCUGAGGACGAGGCAGAAGCAAAGGCCGAAGCAGAAGCCGAGGCGAAGGCUCAAGCAGAGGCAGAGGCAGCUGAAGCCAAAGCGCAGGAGAAGGAGGAGGCUGCUCGAAUCAAGGCAAAAGAAGAAGCCGUAAAGGCAAAGACCGAGGCUGAGGCUGAAGAGGAAAAGCGAAAGGCAGAGGCAGAAGCAAAGAUCAAGGCGGAAGAGGAGACGUCAAAGCCUAAAGAAGCUGCUGAGGCGGCAAGAGAGAACACGACCAAGGCCCCAGAACAAGCCACCGCCUCGGGAGCAGCAUCAAAGAAGUUCAGCUUGGCCGAAAAGCUUCGUCUGCGGAAAGAGGAGAGAGAUCGAGCUGCUGCUACCGCCGCCGCUGCUGCUGCUGCUGCUUCGGCUGAUAAUAGUAACGAGGCGCCUACGACCGAGGAUAGCACAACGGCUGAAGCUGCUAAGGAGGCUGCGCCCGAAGCGACCUCAACGAAGGACGAAUCAGCUCGAGACACUGCCCAGACUGAAGAGGUGCAAAAGGCGGAAGAAGCGAAGGACGAGGCCGCUGCUGAACCGAACGAAAAGGCGGAAAUGGCCAAGGAGCCCAAGUCAACCAAAGGAAACCAAGAAUCAGAGGAGCAAGGAGCAGAUGAUAAGGCAGACGACGAAGGAGCGGAUGAUGACGAAGGAGAGGAGGACAAAGUUAAUGGAGCGAACACUCCGACAAGGCCAGCAACUCUUACCACGCCGAACCUAGGAGGCCGCGGAGGCAAGAAGAACAAGAACAAGAACAAGAAAAAGUAA
Ustilago hordei is the source of this 3198-nucleotide messenger RNA. RefSeq lists its product as uncharacterized. Lineage: Eukaryota; Fungi; Basidiomycota; Ustilaginomycetes; Ustilaginales; Ustilaginaceae. The transcript has a single exon. Gene Ontology annotation, cellular component: COG complex. Gene Ontology annotation, biological process: intra-Golgi vesicle-mediated transport. The record is from RefSeq and is a predicted model, not a curated record. The coding region runs from base 1 to 3198 and encodes 1065 amino acids.